GAUGACCAUCUCCAAAAGUUAUUUCCUAAUCCUCCAAAUCAGAACGAAAUAAUGACUGCCACCAACUACUACGGUCCUGACCCCAACAAUCACCCUGACCAAAAAGAAUUAUCUAAUAUCUUCCGCAACCUGAAGCCCAGCACAGACUCUGCCUUUGUCCUGGGCUGCGAUGGCGUCCUCCGAAAUCUGACGAUAGACCACAACGUCCUAGACGCUAUUGGUCUUCCACCCCGAUUGAUCAAAGCCUUUCUCGAUCGGGGUCCAUUUGACCCACGGAUGGAAGAUAUGUAUCGUGGAGUGGAUGGAACCAAAGUACCGCAGGAGCAGUGCUGGAAACCAGAUCCAUCGUUAUUACCACUACCACUGACAGCGGAGGAAAAAGCACGGAUAAAGAAGGAGAACGAGGAACACAAGGACAUUAUCCAGGAGAGUAUUCGGAAAAUGGAAAGUGGUGAACUGAAGCCGUGUGGGGUUGCUAUUCGGUCGAAUCAUGAUAUUCUGUCGUCGUCCUAGGUAGAGAGAGGGGGAUGAUAUUGCACAGUUACGCAGUUACUCAACUCA
Aspergillus caelatus is the source of this 561-nucleotide messenger RNA. RefSeq lists its product as uncharacterized. Lineage: Eukaryota; Fungi; Ascomycota; Eurotiomycetes; Eurotiales; Aspergillaceae. Bases 52 to 513 code for a protein of 153 amino acids. The transcript has a single exon. The record is from RefSeq and is a predicted model, not a curated record.